AUGGUGCAGAAAUCCCGCAACGGAGGCGUGUACCCGGGUGCGACCGGAGAGAAGAAGCUGAAAGUGGGGUUCGUUGGGCUGGAUCCAGGCGCCCCGGAUUCCAACCGGGAUGGGGCGCUGCUCAUCGCCGGCUCGGAGAGCACCAAGCGGGGCAGCAUCUUGAGCAAGCCCCGCUCCGGGAUCUCCGGGACGGGGAAGCCCCCCAAAAGGAAUGCCUUUUACCGCAAGCUGCAGAAUUUCCUCUACAACGUGCUGGAGCGACCCCGCGGCUGGGCUUUCAUUUACCACGCCUACGUGUUUCUCCUAGUUUUCUCCUGCCUGGUACUAUCCGUCUUUUCAACCAUCGAUGAGUAUCAGGACAGCUCUGAAGGGGCCCUCUACAUACUGGAAAUAGUCACCAUCGUGGUGUUUGGUGUGGAAUACUUUGUGAGAAUCUGGGCUGCCGGUUGCUGCUGUCGAUACCGGGGCUGGAGGGGAAGGUUAAAAUUUGCCCGCAAACCCUUCUGCGUCAUCGACAUCAUGGUGCUGAUUGCCUCCAUCGCCGUUCUGGCAGCGGGAUCCCAAGGGAAUGUCUUUGCCACCUCGGCUCUCAGGAGUUUGCGGUUCCUGCAGAUAUUGCGCAUGAUACGAAUGGACCGUAGAGGCGGCACCUGGAAGCUGCUGGGGUCUGUGGUCUAUGCCCACAGCAAGGAGCUGAUUACUGCCUGGUAUAUUGGCUUCCUGUGCCUCAUUCUGGCCUCUUUCCUGGUGUACUUGGCCGAGAAAGGAGAAAAUGAGCACUUUGAUACAUACGCAGAUGCACUCUGGUGGGGCCUGAUUACACUCACCACCAUCGGCUAUGGGGACAAGUAUCCACAGACCUGGAAUGGGCGUCUCCUGGCUGCAACUUUCACCCUCAUCGGGGUCUCCUUUUUUGCCCUCCCUGCUGGCAUUUUAGGUUCUGGCUUUGCCCUGAAGGUUCAAGAACAGCAUCGGCAAAAGCACUUUGAGAAGCGACGAAACCCUGCAGCGGGCCUGAUUCAGGCUGCUUGGAGGUUCUAUGCCACCAACCUCUCUCGAACGGACCUGCACUCUACCUGGCAGUACUAUGAACGGACAGUCACCGUUCCCAUGUACAGCUCGCAAACGCAAACGUAUGGUGCCUCCAGACUCAUUCCGCCUCUGAACCAGCUGGAACUCCUCAGGAACCUGAAGAGCAAAUCGGGACUGACUUUCAGGAAGGAGCAGCAGCCUGAGCCAUCACCCAGUCAGAAGGUCAGCUUGAAAGACCGUGUCUUCUCCAGUCCCCGAGGUUCUGGAACUAAAGGGAAAAGCUCUCCACAGGCUCAGAGCCUCCGGAGAUCCCCCAGCGCUGAUCAGAGCAUUGAAGAUAGCCCGAGCAAAGUGCCCAAAAGCUGGAGCUUUGGAGACCGGAGCCGAGCCCGGCAAGCAUUCCGGAUCAAGGGAGCUGCGUCUCGACAGAACUCUGAAGAAGCAAGCCUCCCUGGAGAAGACAUUCCCGAUGAUAACAAAAGCUGCAACUGCGAGUUUGUGACGGAAGAUUUAACGCCAGGACUUAAAGUCAGCAUCAGGGCAGUGUGCAUCAUGAAAUUCCUUGUUUCCAAACGGAAGUUCAAGGAGAGCCUUCGGCCUUACGAUGUGAUGGAUGUCAUCGAGCAGUAUUCAGCCGGUCACUUGGACAUGCUCUCCCGGAUUAAAAAUCUCCAGUCCAGGAUAGAUAUGAUUGUGGGUCCCCCGCCCCCUUCAACUCCCCGGCAUAAGAAGUAUCCAACCAAAGGACCCAUGCUCUCUUCUAAAGAGUCACCCCAAUACUCGCCUAGAGUGGACCAGAUUGUUGGACGAGGGACAUCAAUGACCGACAAGGAUCGAACCAAAGGGUCAGCAGAGGGGGAGCUUCCAGAAGACCCAAGCAUGAUGGGCAGGCUUGGAAAAGUUGAAAAGCAGGUUCUGUCCAUGGAGAAGAAGCUGGACUUUCUGGUGAACAUUUACAUGCAGCGGAUGGGUAUCGCACCAACGGAAGCAGAAGCCUAUUUUGGGUCCAAAGAACCAGACCCGGCGCCACCCUACCACAGUCCAGAAGACAGCCGGGAGCACAUGGACAAAAAUGGCUGCAUCAUCAAGAUCAUCAGGUCCACCAGUUCAAUGGGACAAAAGAAUUUCUCUGCACCACCAGCCCCAACAAUGCCAACCAACACGUGUCCCCCUUCAACGUCCUGGCAGCACCAGCCAUACCAGCGGCAUAGCCAUGGAUCCUCCCCAGUUGGAGAUCCUGGCUCUUUGGUAAGAAUCCCACCCCCACCUUCACAUGAGCGCUCCUUGUCCGCUUACAGUAGCGGGAAUAGGGCCAGUGCCGAGUACCUGAGGAACGAAGACAUUACAGCUAAACACCAUGACAGCGCCUUGAGAGAUAGUGACACGUCCAUUUCCAUCCCGUCGGUGGAUCAUGAGGAACUGGAACGCUCCUUUAGUGGAUUUAGCAUUUCCCAGUCCAAAGAAAAUUUGGACGUCCUUAACAACGGUUGCUAUGCAGCAGUGGCCCCGUGUGCCAAAAUCAGACCCUACAUUGCAGAAGGAGAGUCAGACACUGAUUCUGACCUCUGCACACCUUGUGGCCCGCCUCCCAGAUCAGCCACAGGUGAAGGACCUUUCAGUGACAUGGGCUGGUCAGCCCCUAGACAGUGA
Emys orbicularis (European pond turtle) is the source of this 2682-nucleotide messenger RNA. It is a transcript of the gene KCNQ2, whose product is annotated as potassium voltage-gated channel subfamily Q member 2. Gene Ontology annotation, cellular component: voltage-gated potassium channel complex; membrane. The transcript is spliced from 17 exons. Gene Ontology annotation, molecular function: voltage-gated potassium channel activity. Lineage: Eukaryota; Metazoa; Chordata; Testudines; Emydidae. The coding region runs from base 1 to 2682 and encodes 893 amino acids. The record is from RefSeq and is a predicted model, not a curated record. Gene Ontology annotation, biological process: potassium ion transmembrane transport.